AGUGUCCCACGCAAAGCUCAAUGAGCGCCUAUGGCAAGAUCUGAAAAGAUUUAUGCGGUUUCUCGCUGCAGUAUGGUGACAAUCGGGAGCACCCCCCGUGGCUAUAAAUGCUCUCUUUAAUAGUCCUUGCAUGCGCAGUCGUCGACGCUUUGCUGUGACUCUACGCUGAAUUAGUCCGCAUCGUUUGCAGACAUCCUCUCUCGCGAGUGGGCAGGGACCUCAGAGAUUCCACUGGAUUGAACAUCAUGACAGAUGCAAUGACAGGCACAAGGGGUAUCCAUUCACAGUCUGGGCCUGGCCCUGGUCCAGAGCUGACUGAUGAGGAGAAAGAGAUUAUUAACUCUGUAAUUGCUCGAGCUGAGAAGAUGGAAGCCAUGGAGCAGGAAAGAAUUGGGCGUCUGAUGAAUCGUCUGGAUAAUAUGAAGAAGACUGUGUGUGGAGAUGGGGUGUCUCGCUGCUUGUUGUGUGGGGAGCAGCUAGGUUCUCUUGGGAAGUCUGUAGUCUGUGAAGACUGUAAAAAGAACAUGUGCACCAAGUGUGGCGUGCAAAAUAACAGCCGUCCACGGUCUGUAUGGCUCUGCAAGAUCUGUAAUGAACAGCGAGAGGUAUGGAAGCGAUCUGGGGCUUGGUUCUUUAAGGGCCUACCUAAGCAGUUUCUACCUUCACCUAUGCCCAUUUCCAAAUCCAAAGAGCCUAAUUUCCAGAAGGCCGCUGAGAACCAGGCUACACUUGAUGCAUCUGUAGCUGCUGCCCAGCCAAAACCACAGGCUAAUAAUCUGGUGGAGAGUCAGGCAGCUUGUCCAGAAAUGCAGCCAGCAGGACGUCCACCUGUCGCUCCAAAACCAGCUGUGGCUCCAAAGCCGACCAGCAUUGCCGGUGCCUGUUACUCAGAGGCAGAUGGUCCUGUUGUGAUGAAAAAGGCAAUUGCAGUACAUAGCUCCAGACCACCCCCAUCAGCUGCAGCGCUGAAAAACCACCAGACUACUGCUCUCCAGGAACCAGAGAGAGGAGCCUACCUGACCACUGGGUUCCUGGACAGAGUACCUCCUGCAGAGAGGGAGGAAAGGAAACAGUCAGCCUCCUACAAUACCCCACCAGCCCGUCAUCAGGCUCCUCCACCAGAGGAGUAUGAGGAUGAGGCCAACAGCUAUGACUCUGAUGAAACCACGACUCUGGGAGCACUUGAGUUCAGCUUGCUGUACGAACAAGAGAAUAACAGUCUCCACUGCAACAUUAUCAGAGCUAAGGGCCUGAAGCCAAUGGAUUCCAAUGGACUAGCUGAUCCCUAUGUCAAGCUGCAUCUGCUACCUGGAGCAAGCAAGUCAACUAAAUUACGCACAAAGACCCUCCGCAACACCCGGAAUCCUGCCUGGAAUGAGACACUGGUGUACCAUGGCCUGACAGAUGACGACAUGCAGCGCAAGACUCUCAGAAUUUCUGUUUGUGACGAGGACAAGUUUGGGCACAAUGAGUUUAUUGGGGAGACCAGAGUAGCUCUGAAAAAGCUCAAAAAUAACCAGAAAAAGAAUUUCAAUGUAUGUCUAGAGAGAGUGGUGCCGACAAAGAGAACAGCAACUGCUGGUGCUGCGAGAGGAAUAGCUCUUUAUGAGGAUGAGUCUGGUAAGGAUGGAGGUGAAGCGGAGGAGAGAGGUCGUAUCCUAAUCUCCCUAAUGUAUAACAGCCAGCAGAAUCGUCUCAUCGUGGGUGUAAUACGGUGUGUUCAUCUUGCAGCCAUGGAUGCUAAUGGCUACUCUGACCCCUUUGUUAAAAUAUGCCUAAAGCCAGAUAUGGGGAAGAAGGCUAAGAACAAGACCCAGAUUAAGAAGAAGACCCUAAACCCAGAGUUCAAUGAAGAAUUCAGCUAUGAAAUCAAACAUGCAGAGCUAGCCAAGAAGACUUUGGAUAUCUCUGUGUGGGAUUAUGAUAUUGGCAAAUGCAAUGAUUAUAUAGGGGGAUGCCAGUUGGGUAUCAGUGCCAAAGGGGAACGUCUGAAACAUUGGUAUGAGUGUCUCAAGAACAAAGACAAGAAGAUUGAACGCUGGCACACAUUGAUCAAUGAAAAUCAUGUCUCUAGUGAUUAAGGCUCAUGCCUUGAGUCUUUAUGCAUGCCUUAGAUGACUACUCUAAUCCUAGUUCUACCUUGUCAUUUUGUAACCCCUUCUUACCCUUUGUCCUUCACUAGACUAGAAUUUACAUAUUCUCUCAUACUUUUCACUGUAGGCAUUGUUCUAUCUAAAAUUGUCUCCUUACCUGCUUCCAACAUGGUGAAUGUUUGGAAAAAAGGCUUGAAUUCAGUUCAGUUUGCUUUAAGUCAAGAAAAAGUGCAUAAACAGCAUGCAGUGAGUAGACAUGCUCUUAGUUAGCUGCUGUAGCAUAGUAAAAUUUUCUUUGAUUUAUUUACAUUGGUCCACUGCUUUCAACAACUGUUGGAAUUGUAAACAUGUACCUAAAGGCACAUUUUCACAUCUUUGCACUCUCAGUCCCUUUUCCUAAAGUCACUGUUGGGCAAACACUGUUUACAUUUGCUGUUGGGCAUUGAUCAUUGUAUCUGUAUGUCUUGGUUAACUAUUGUGGUGGCUUGACACCCCAUGGCUUAAAGCAAAAUCAAGAACAUAUGCCUUUUCUUCAUUAAUUAAAAGCAUAAGAAAGGUUGCCUGGCAGAUUGUAAUCCUAAAAAUUUAAGUUCAGUGAAGCAGUCUAGACACAACACUACUUGUGUCAGCAUGAUGUUCCACAGAUCACUAAAUGCUGGUGCUUGAGCUCACAUCUCAAGAAAACCACAAAAGCCUGUAACCAUGCAGCAUAUAUUUUGCACAUUUAUUUGUUUCUUAUUACUAGCAGGUUAAAUAGGAGGUCCAAGUUUAAGGGGUUCAUGAAAAAGCCUCACUUGGAACAUUGGUUUUACAUUGAUGUGAUGCUGAUCUUUACACUUGACAAAUGGAAGGAGCUUUACGUGAUCGUCUGUGUGGAUGUUUAUUUAUGAUUAAUGUUAUGUGUUUAGAUAUUGAUCGAUACAGCUGCAUAAUGUAGGUCAUCCGGGUGUAGCCAUAAAGAGGACAAACUAUGCUGUUUGUGGUCUACUGAUAAAGACAUACUGUAUAUAUAUUAAUGUGAAUAAUUUCAAACAUGCAAAGCAUGUGGAUUUUGUUUUUAUUUCAGCUGUUCACAAAGUACAAAUACUUAGGUACAAAUAUUUAAGAAUGCAAUGGAUGUGCAAUCUGUUCUAGGUAUUAAUGUAAAUGUAAGCAAGGGCAUUUUCUAUCAUAACCACUUUUGUACUGAAUCCACACAAUUACACCAUGCUCUAGUCUUUCUGCUAUUUUUCAUCCUGUUACAGGGCACAAUUCCAUAAAGUUCUCUUGUUAGGAUAUACCACAUUUGCAUGAAAAGUGAGUACAGUUUCUGUCCCUGGGCUAUUAUACUCUAGGGGUGAUCCUUCUAUUUAUCCACAGUGUCUCUUGCACAGUUGCUCCUCUUAGGGAGUACAGACCUCUUUUCCAGACGAAUCAUCUGAAGCUUUGCCUUUGCCUUGUAGUUACAGCCCAGGCACCUGUGAAUAUUAAAGGAAAGCACACAUUACUAUACAAUGGAAUGACCUCGUAAUUUCGGGAUUUGUACACUUUGCAAGUUUUCAUUAUAAAAACCUAUG
Molecule: messenger RNA, 3649 nt
Organism: Colossoma macropomum (tambaqui)
Lineage: Eukaryota; Metazoa; Chordata; Actinopteri; Characiformes; Serrasalmidae
Gene: rph3ab
Product: rabphilin 3A homolog (mouse), b
Exons: 17
Coding region: 246-2081 (611 amino acids)
Biological process (GO): intracellular protein transport
Cellular component (GO): membrane
Molecular function (GO): small GTPase binding
Source: RefSeq, a predicted model, not a curated record